Molecule: messenger RNA, 1459 nt
Organism: Labrus bergylta (ballan wrasse)
Lineage: Eukaryota; Metazoa; Chordata; Actinopteri; Labriformes; Labridae
Product: interferon-induced protein with tetratricopeptide repeats 1
Biological process (GO): defense response to virus
Cellular component (GO): cytosol
Molecular function (GO): protein binding
Source: RefSeq, a predicted model, not a curated record
ACGCCAUCCACACUAGAGAGCUGAAGCUGGAGCGACUGUAACCACAGAGCAACAUCAAGACAUCUGCUCGACUAAGUCAUCUUCAGAAAACGACUGAGAGGAAGAAACAGCAGAAAGAUGAGUGCUGCUCAGAGUCAAACCACACUGGAGUCCCUGCAGUGCCACUUCACCUGGGACCUGGACCGCAAAAGGUCAAUACUAUUACUUCUCAGGGACAAGGUGGAAGACAUCCGCACCGAGGAUGGAAAUCGAUGGUUGGGCCACAGUUACAACCUGUGGGGGUUCAUUCAGUAUAAGCUGGGGUUAAAUGAAGAGGCUAAGAGUUUGUUUCAGAAGGCUGCAGAGACCCUCAACAAGCUGAGAGACGCAGAUGAGGGUCCUUGGUUAGUGGUGAACUACGGGAACCUGGCCUGGCUGCACCACCACCUGGGAGAUCUAGAGGAGAGUCAGGCUUACCUGUCAAAGGUUGAUGCCCUGAUGGAAAAAUACCCAUCUCCAUCCCAGGACGACCUCCAUCCAGAGAUCUACGCUGAAACGGCCUGGACCCUGAUGUUCUUCGGAGAGGAUAAGAAGCUGGUUGUUGAUUACUACGAGAAAGCUGCCAGGAUGCAGCCGGACAUGGUGGAUUGGAACACCAGCUAUGUCAUAUGGUUAAAGAACGCCCAAAACUUCAGUGACACAAGGCUGGACCCUGACCUCUUGGAGAAAAUGAGACAAGCCAAGGAACGGGAUCCAGAGAACUUGUACCUCGCUGUGCUCUACCUUGAGCAACUUGCUGAUGAAGGAGAAAACAUUCGAGAUGAAGUCCGUGAGUUGGCUGGAAAUGUGAGCACUCUGUGCUGCAAUAACAGUGGCAUGUGGGCCUUACUACACCUUUACAUAAAAUACAUAUCAGUUGAUGACGCUAUUGAUUUGGCAGAGAAAGUUCUGAAAGAACAUCCAGAUGUGCGUUAUCUGAAAAGAUUAGUUGCGUUCUGCUACAGAUCGAAGAUAGUUUAUAAAAGCAGAAAUUACCCUGAUCCAGAACAAAGCAUGAUGGACAGAGCAAUCGCUCUCCACGAGGAGCUGCUCUCUCUUUACCCUCACUCUUCACUCAAAAACGAAACAGAUCUCGCAGCUAUCUAUGCAAAGUCACGUCACAGCAAGGCCAAAGCUGAGCAGAUAUUUCAGAAACUGCUCAAAAAUGAACCACCAGAACCUUCAGACAAACAGAUGCUUUACAACAAAUAUGCAAAUUACUUAGCCUGUGAUCGAAAAGCCUACCACAGGUCGACACAGUAUCACAUGAAGGCAGCAGCAAUACCAGAAAAAUCCUACUUCCGUAAGAAAAGCAUCGGAACCCUGGAGAGGAAUAAAGACAGAGAAAUUGAGGAGUUUCUCAGAAACCUGCAAGAGCCAAGGCAGUAAAGAUAGGGAGGCAAAUUUAGGGGGAACAAUUUUGUCCAAGCAAAAAAAAAAA